GCCUGGAGAAGUUCACCCCUGGAUACCACAGAUCCCUGCAGCCUUCCCUACACUCAGUUGGUUCAACGUUUCAGUGAGACUUUGGGGGACACAGGGGGGGAUGACAGCUCAUUGGUGUAGAAGUAGGAACUACAAAUGACCUGCGGUGGGAGUGUUACAAAAGCUACUGCAUUUCUCUGCAGUGGGAAAGCACCUAAUGAUGUUUGAGUCCUGUGCAGCCAUAGAGGGAGCACAGCAGAGGACUCAGCACUCAGCCCUGUGCAGUCCCUGUGUUAAGGGCGAGGGAUGGCCACCCACUUGGACCACCUGGGGUCUGCCUGUCGAGAAGUUCAAAACCCAGCUGCACUGUGAAGUCUUUUUUAAUGGUGGGCUUUAUCACCCACUUCUUCUUCUUUUGGUUGCUCCCGUUAGGGGUUGCCACAGUGGAUCAUCUGUCCACAUAUGGUUUUGUCAAAAUUUGACACCGGAAGCCCGUCUUGACGUAACUCUCCACUAUUAGAAGCUUAUUGCCCAGGGUAAUGUCUACAGCACCCCAUGCUAGAGAGACAAGACAAGACCCCCGGUGUGAAAGCAGGACAGCCUGACGUGAUUUGCAGGGGGGCGUGAAGAGCACAUCACAACUUCCUCGCCUGCAGUUGCAUGACUCUCGCCUGGCAGACACGACACGGUGGCUCGAUGUGCACCAGAUCUGGUGGUCUGAGAAUGUGGACUCUUUUUCUCCAGCUGCUUGCCCUCAUCUUGAUCACACAAGCUCAUGCAGGCUCUUCCAGUGCCAGGAUUAUCAAUGGGAAGGAAGUGAAGCCCCACUCGAGACCCUACAUGGCCUCCCUGCAGGUUAAUGGACAGCACCACUGUGGAGGAUUCCUGGUGGACAAGUACUUUGUGAUGACGGCGGCACACUGCAGAGACAGAGACGAGCCCCUCACUGUCGUGCUGGGGGCUCACAGCCUGAAGGAAAGCAGGAAGCUGUCGCCUUUCUUUGUCGAGUGCUACCACAUCCACCCAAAAUACAGCAAGACGACAAAAUCCAACGACAUCAUGCUGCUGAAGCUGAUGAAGCCAGCCUUGCCCCUCCCACAUGUCGAGCCAAUCAAACUGCCCAAAGCCAACCGUGUAGUGAAGCCCGAGAGCGAGUGUGAAGUCUGUGGCUGGGGAGUCACCUCGGGCAACCAUAAGCAGUCCGACAAGCUACAAGCGGCCAAUGUGACUGUGAUGGACGAAAAGUACUGCAGAAAGGACUGGCCAGUCCAGGCGCCCACCUCUCUCUGCACCAGAGGCAGGAAAGGAGAUGGUGGCUUCUGUGAGGGUGACUCCGGUGGGCCCCUAGUGUGUGGCCAGGAAGCAGUGGGGAUCGUGUCUUUACGGGGUGGCCCAGCCUGUGACAAGCCCACCGUCUCAAACCUGUACGUCAAGAUCGUCACAUAUCUGAAGUGGAUCAAGGAGGUCAUGAAAAGAAGUAAGACCACUGCAGAGUAAGAAGCGCCAGGGUGGGCAACUCCUCACUGCUCUAAAGGCUUUGGGGGAACAGAUGGCGGAGGGUGGGACUGAAAGCUAAUAAAACAAAGUGAUGAAAAGCAGACCCCCUUAGUGUCUUUGUUGUCCUGCUGUGGUGUUUGGGUGGAUGCUGUGGAGUCCUGGCCUGUGACUGAAAGUCACUUCUGGCUUAUCGAGGGACAUUUCAGACAAAAUCAACUAAAAAUAUGCAAAUCAAUAAAUAAAUGUAUUCUAAAAAGUGACAAAUAAAACA
Molecule: messenger RNA, 1747 nt
Organism: Polypterus senegalus (gray bichir)
Lineage: Eukaryota; Metazoa; Chordata; Cladistia; Polypteriformes; Polypteridae
Product: granzyme B-like
Exons: 6
Coding region: 640-1476 (278 amino acids)
Biological process (GO): proteolysis
Molecular function (GO): serine-type endopeptidase activity
Source: RefSeq, a predicted model, not a curated record